AUGAGAGCAACAGCCGCUAGUUCAACAGAGGACCGCCUCAACCGGGGACAGCUUCCUUCAGACGACGACCCGACGUCAUCCUCCGGCUCCUCAUCAUCAGAAAGCGAGAGCGAAGAAGAAGACAGUGAAGACGAGGAUGAGGAUAUGCAUGACGUUCAUGAGACUACGACUCCCGCUUCCGCGCCCUCAAUACCUCAUAUCGGUGGUCGCCCUAAGCCCAAUAUACAUCGCAUGGAAGGCGGCUCGGACCUUUUGUCGCGAUUGUCGAGCUUUUUGCCCAAGAUGAAGAAUGCGAAUGAGGAUUUGGAAAAAGAAAUUGCGGCCGGCAGGGGCCAAGAGAUGGUCUUGGAUUCUGUGGACGAUGACGGCAAGGAUUACAUUGAGAUGAACCUGGGACUAGGGGUUCUUGAGGAGAAACGUGGCGGUGAUGAAGACUCCUCCAGUGGCGAUGAGGGCGAUGAUGAGGGCCCCGACGGAAACUCGGCCAAAGACAAGGGAGAUUCGGACCUUCUUGGGCAGCUUAUGGGUGGAAUUACUUCGUCUGCGGAUAAACCGUCCAUCGAAGAGAUGGCGGACUAA
Molecule: messenger RNA, 579 nt
Organism: Penicillium cataractarum
Lineage: Eukaryota; Fungi; Ascomycota; Eurotiomycetes; Eurotiales; Aspergillaceae
Product: NOPCHAP1/New4 family protein
Exons: 2
Coding region: 1-579 (192 amino acids)
Biological process (GO): box C/D snoRNP assembly
Source: RefSeq, a predicted model, not a curated record